CAAAACACACUACAUUCAUCUCACCAUCACAUAACAGACCCUUCUUCUCACACACUUAGCAGUAGCCUCCCGCAAAAACCCUAGCUAGUGUUUCUUCUUCCUCCACCAAUGGCCGCCGCAGCAGCAGCAGCACGUCCCCUUGUCACAAUCCAAACCCUAGAAUCGGAAAUGUCCACCGAUUCACCAAACACCCUUCCAAUCCCCGAUGUCAUGCGUGCUUCAAUCCGUCCUGACAUCGUCAAUUUCGUCCAUUCCAACAUUUCCAAAAACUCCCGACAGCCCUACGCUGUCAGCCGUAAAGCUGGCCACCAAACCUCAGCUGAAUCAUGGGGUACUGGACGUGCUGUUUCACGUAUUCCUCGUGUUGCUGGUGGUGGGACCCACCGUGCUGGUCAGGCUGCUUUUGGUAACAUGUGUCGUGGUGGUAGAAUGUUUGCUCCGACAAGGAUCUGGAGGAAAUGGCACAGGAAGAUUAAUGUUAAUCAGAAACGUUAUGCUGUUGUUUCAGCUAUAGCAGCUUCUGCCAUUCCUUCAUUGGUUCUUGCUCGCGGUCAUAGGAUUGAGACUGUUCCAGAGUUUCCUCUUGUUGUUGGUGAUGCUGCUGAAGGAGUAGAGAAAACUAAGGAGGCUAUUAAGGUUUUGAAGCAGGUUGGUGCUUUUGCUGAUGCUGAGAAGGCCAAGGAUAGCCUUGGGAUUCGACCCGGAAAGGGGAAGAUGAGGAAUAGGCGAUAUAUAUCACGCAAAGGACCCUUAAUUGUUUAUGGUACCGAUGGGGCGAAGGCAGUGAAGGCUUUUAGGAAUAUUCCGGGUGUUGAGAUUACUAAUGUGGAGAGGUUGAAUCUGUUGAAGCUUGCACCGGGCGGGCAUUUGGGUAGGUUUGUGAUUUGGACUAAGUCGGCUUUUGAGAAAUUGGAUUCAAUUUAUGGGACGUUCGAUAAGGGUUCAGAGAAGAAGAAAGGGUAUGUUUUGCCCAGGGCUAAGAUGGUGAAUUCUGAUUUGACUAGGAUUAUUAAUAGUGAUGAGGUGCAGAGUGUUGUGAGACCGAUUAAGAAGGAUGUUAAGAGGGCUACGCUUAAGAAGAAUCCUCUUAAGAAUCUUAAUGUUAUGCUCCGGCUUAAUCCUUAUGCCAAGACUGCUAAGAGGAUGGCUUUGCUUGCUGAGGCUGAGAGGGUUAAGUCCAAGAAGGAGAAGUUUGACAAGAAGAGAAAGAUUGUCUCUAAGGAGGAAGCUUCUGCCAUCAAGGCUGCAGGGAAAGCUUGGUAUAACACCAUGGUCUCAGAUUCUGAUUAUGCUGAAUUUGACAACUUCUCUAAAUGGCUUGGGGUUUCCCAGUAAAAUCCAUUUAUAUGUUUGUCAUAGUUUUUUUUUGUGUGGUUAUCUGAACUAAAUAAUUUUGGUUUUUUGUUCUCCGGUUUAAGAUUAUUACACAUUAUGCAGACAGCAUGGAAAUUUUGUUUUUGUUUUAGUGCAAACUGUUUGUUGCAGCUGAAUAAUCUAGCUUUUCUACUAUUGAUUUUAUAAUAAUAUGUUAUAUGCUUGUUUUUA
Molecule: messenger RNA, 1545 nt
Organism: Medicago truncatula (barrel medic)
Lineage: Eukaryota; Viridiplantae; Streptophyta; Magnoliopsida; Fabales; Fabaceae
Product: 60S ribosomal protein L4
Exons: 2
Coding region: 109-1335 (408 amino acids)
Biological process (GO): translation
Cellular component (GO): ribosome
Molecular function (GO): structural constituent of ribosome
Source: RefSeq, a predicted model, not a curated record